CGGCUGAGUAUAGCAGAGUAAAGCGAACCGGCAGGAAGAACACGCAUUUCAGAUCGCUCCCUCAUUCUAGACAGCUUUAAAAAAAAAAAUUUAAAAAAAUCUCAGCAGGCAAGCACGCACAGACAGGAAAAACAACUGGGAGCAGAUUCAGGGUACCGUUAGACAAUGAGGGGUGGGACAAUUUUAUAAACUGAAAACAAAAAAGAACAAAAUUCAGUUUCGUUUUUGAUUGCGAUCUGCGCUGACAGUAUAUGAAGCCCGUGCCAUCACGAAAGAGUUGAAAUACAGGCGGUGCGGAUCUGGUUCGGUUCUGACUGAGCCGUUUCCAGGAGCGCUGUACUGGGUUGAAGACACACACUCGGGAGUAAAGUUUUUUUUAGCAUUUUUUUUUUUUUUUUUAAGUUAUUGGAAUGUUUCCACAAUUUAUGGGGGAAAAAAAGGAAGCUGAGGAAACUUAAUAAAACACUUUUUUUGUCGUGAUUUCAGUCUAAUUUUGCUUGCUGACAUAUUUCGUAUAUAGUUCUUUAUUUACUGCGUAUUAAAAACAACAACAACAAAACAGAGAUAUAAUGUAGUAGCCAACUAGUUUUGUUUGACCCGACUCAGAAAAGUUAACCGCUCGGCACUCACUCUGCCCAGUACGCUGAACAAUGUAUUGUUAUUAUGGCAAAAUAUUAAAACAGGCUAUUUUUUAAAACCGUGGACAGUUUUUUUUUUUUGCAUCUCUCAUGUAAGUGACGUCUCCUUGUGCUUUGAAUGAACGGGAAAGGAGCAUCAACACUGAGCUGUUUCGAUUGACAACGCCGCUCCCCUGAACUCAACAGAGAUGUCCAGUGGUUUAACCUGCACUGUGCUUCUUGCCACCCUGGUUCUUUCAUGUGUUCUAACAGAACACAUUCCAUGCGAAGAUUCAGUAAAUGUGUCCAGAUGCUUGGGGGACUUGUGCUUUACUGCUAGACUUGCAAACACAGUUGUGAAAGGCUGUCUGAAUAAUACUUGUCCAGAGGGCUUUACUUGCUGUGAGACAGAGAUGUGCAAUGCAAACACCAUCUUGCCAUCCCCUGCGAAGCCCACGUUCGGUGAUUAUGAGGAAAAUGAAAAUGAACCCAACCUGGGUCAAUGGGAGUGUGUGUGCGAGAGGUCCGGGGAAUGUAAAGACGGUAGAUGUCGGGGUCGCAGGUGCUUCGUGAUUGUGCCUGCCAAGGGGCACACUACGAAAGGCUGCUACACCACACACAUCAUGGAACGCUGUCGCCAGCCGCCCCCGGGAGAGAAGUGCUGUGAAGGAACCCUCUGUAACGCCAACCUGACUGUGCCCCUGCCCACCACCCCACCACCAGAGGGCAGUGUGGAGCAGCUGGUUCUGUUCACUGUGAUCCCAGUGCUGGUUCUCAUUGUACUGGUGCCACUGGUUAUACUGGUCUUCUGGUGGAUGAACUCCCAACGCCGCCAACGGGUGAUCGCCAAAGAGGAAGAGUUUGGAAACGUCAACGUGCUUCGGACUCCCAGCCUGGGAGAGAGCACUUGUGGGGAUAUAUUUGAUGAGUUCUGCACCUCUGGGAGUGGAUCUGGACUCCCAUACCUAGUCCAGAGGACAGUGGCCAGACAGAUUUCUCUCAUGGAGUGUGUGGGUAAGGGGCGGUAUGGUGAGGUGUGGAGGGGGGUGUGGAUGGGGGAGAAUGUGGCUGUGAAGAUCUUCUCCUCGAGAGACGAGCAGUCCUGGUUCAGAGAGACUGAGAUCUACAACACAGUUCAGCUGAGACACGACAACAUCCUGGGCUUCAUCGCUUCGGACAUGACCUCCAAGAACUCCAGUACGCAGCUGUGGCUCAUCACCCAUUUCCACGAGCACGGCUCACUGUACGACUACCUGCAGCUCACCACCCUGGACCCCCAGGGCUGCCUGCGCUUCUGCCUGUCCAUCGCCUGCGGCCUGGUCCACCUGCACACUGAGAUAUUCAGCACCCAGGGCAAGGCAGCCAUCGCCCACCGCGACCUGAAGAGCAGGAACAUCCUGGUGAAGAGGAACCGGCAGUGCUGCCUCGCAGACCUGGGCCUGGCUGUGAUGCAUUGCCAGACCAGUGACAGCCUGGACAUUGGGAACAAUCUCCGCGUGGGCACCAAGAGGUACAUGGCCCCAGAAGUGCUGGAGGAGAGCAUCCGCACGGACUGCUUUGAGUCCUACAAGCAGACGGACGUGUGGGCCCUGGGGCUGGUGCUGUGGGAGAUCACCCGCAGAACUGUCAUCAACGGGAUCGUUGAGGAGUACCGCCCCCCGUUUUUCGACGUGGUCCCGACAGACCCCAGCUUCGAGGACAUGAAGAAAGUGGUGUGCACCGACCAACAGAGACCCAACAUCCCCAAUAGAUACUACUCCGACCCGACGUUGUCCAUGAUUGCCAAGGUCAUGAAGGAGUGCUGGUAUGCCAGCCCUUCAGCCAGACUGACCUCCCUGCGGAUCAAAAAGACCCUGUCCAAGCUGGACAACCCUGUGGACAAGCUGAAACAAGACUACUAAACUAGACAACCCGUCUCUCAUACAUAUUAUAUAUCAAAAUAUAUACUGUGUAUUUAUAUGUGUAUAUAAUAGUAUACUUAUAAUAGUAAUAUUUUACGUAUUUAAAAUCUCAGUGGAUGGGAAGAGACUUUGUUUUCGUACACUUCUGAAGCCCAACACACAACAAGAGCUAAAGGGAAGACCUCCUUCUGCCCCUAUCCCCUGUCCCCUAUCCCCUAUCCUCCACCCCCUUUCUCCCACAGCUCUGAGUCCACACAGUCUAAUCAACAGAACUGAAUCCUUCAACACAGGACAAGAGGUAGCAUCAGGAGUUAUGUAGCUUUGACCAUCAGCUGUGAUGGUGCUUCCACCUGGUGGUCAUUUAGAGUAUAACAGCCAACUAAGCCUUCAGUCAAUGCAUUUCAGCUACAGUGGCCUUAAUAGGACCGGUUCGGAAAAGCAAAAUAAUUAUCAUUCAAGAUAGGAUACAGGAAUGAAGCAGACAAUCUGCUAGCUCACCAGAUGGAUAUCAAGCAGAUAUUAAUGGCAAGUCUUUCAGAAGUGGCUGUCUGGUAUUUACACUCCUCUGUGUCUGGAAUUGGGAAUUGAAUAUUCAGACCUACAGCAGUUGCUUCUGUAUCAGAGCACCCCAUUGCUUCUGUAUUAGAACACCCCAUUGCUUCUGUAUUAGAGCACCCCAUUGC
This is a messenger RNA of Polyodon spathula (Mississippi paddlefish), 3201 nucleotides long. It is a transcript of the gene acvrl1, whose product is annotated as activin A receptor like type 1. The transcript has 12 exons. Gene Ontology annotation, molecular function: ATP binding; transforming growth factor beta receptor activity, type I; SMAD binding. Gene Ontology annotation, cellular component: plasma membrane; BMP receptor complex. Bases 827 to 2518 code for a protein of 563 amino acids. The record is from RefSeq and is a predicted model, not a curated record. Gene Ontology annotation, biological process: protein phosphorylation; BMP signaling pathway; transforming growth factor beta receptor signaling pathway. Lineage: Eukaryota; Metazoa; Chordata; Actinopteri; Acipenseriformes; Polyodontidae.